AUGUUGCCAUGCAUGCAGGUUCAGGACCAACUCGCAGAGAAACAUUUCUCUUAAUCAUACUACUUGUUGCUCUUCUAUCAUUUUCUAGCUUGAAUUUUACACUUGGUGGUUCUCGUUCCACCUUUCUGGGCGGCUAUGGCGAUAAAUCUUCAUCUUCGGCAAGCAACACUGAAGAUUUCACAACCGAACUCUUGAGAAGUCGAAUGUCAUGGGCUGAAGGAGCUGUUCCUCAGACAGAUGUACUGGCCCAUGUCCCAGGUUGGACAAUAUUCGACAAUUUGUAUGUCUUCAAUGGCACCGUCUACAUCGUCACAGAUAAGCCAGCGAGCGUCCCCGACCGUUCCCAUAUUACUUCUACUGCAGUGAAAAUAGCGAACGGUGCGGCUGCUAUUGCCAGUCGACUUCCCACGGACAAGGAACUUAGAGUGAUCAGCUCGAAAGAAGCAAGGUCACUUUUUGGUACCAAGGCUGAAAUUAUCGACGGAGUUUCUUGGCUUAUCAAUGAUCCACCACAAUUUAUUACUCAUUACUACCACUGGUCCGCCGAGUUGUUUUUUGGGUUUUGGCGCACGUAUUCAUCACUAGACCCCGCUGUGCCUUCGACGGGCAAUACCUCCCUCCCAGCCAUGCGACGUAUUGUGUUUUCACAUGCGGAUGCAGACCACUGGAGAGACUAUGCGUUAAUGAAUCAAUGGGUACUCCGCAGUGUCUUCCCAUCAAUAGCGCUCGAGUUUAACUCCGACUGGCAAGAUCGUGCUCAGAUGGGUGUGGCCUACGUCUUUGAUCGUGUUGUUUUCUCCGACAGAGCAGCUGCCAUGCAUGGAUCUCUAUUUCAGAGUACGGGACGGACUGCCUCAGAACCUUCUGCACUGGCAGGAAGUGUGCACUGGUGGAGCACAGUUCGGAAGAACGUCAUUCAAUUGUCUGGUCUUAGUGGGGACACUGGUCCCGCUACGACGCGUACGCCAGUGAUCACUUAUAUAUCUCGCCAAGAGUGGGGUAGACGAAUGUUGAUACCUGAGGAUCACGAUCGUCUUGUACAAGAACUAUAUAAGCUGCGUGAUACUUACGGUUACGAAGUCAACGUCGUUAGUAUGGAUAAACUAUCUCGCACCGAGCAGAUACAGCUUGCAGCGCGGACAACUAUAAUGAUGGGGGUUCAUGGUAAUGGAUUGACCUCCCUGGUUUGGAUGAAGCCUUCACCACGGACUACUGUCAUGGAGUUUUUCUUUCCUGGGGGAUUUGCUCAUGACUACGAGUAUACUUCCCGCGCGCUGGGCAUGACUCAUUACGGAUUCUGGAACGACCAUACCUUUACAAGUCCUGAUACCCCUAAGGUGGCAUAUCCAGAAGGUUUUCAAGGCACAAAAAUUCCUAUUGACGGCGCGGCCGUCGCUCGUCUGUGUGUGGAAAGGCUCUCAUUAGCAAAUUCUUGAAUAGGAAUGUAGGAUAAUCUACUUCCAUCCUCAGCGGACAUUCGAAGCCGCUAGUUAGACGGGCGGUUCCUUGUGGCGUUUACUCCGUUGUUUUCGUCAGGUCAAGGUUAGCAUUCUCCAUGAGCGUAAUUUAGAGUUGAUAUGCUUCGUAAUAGUACUUCAUUUUGACACGAGUUAUGCUGGUUCGUACCUUUGCACAAAUGAGAAGGAACAUUCACGUAU
This is a messenger RNA of Serpula lacrymans var. lacrymans S7.9, 1658 nucleotides long. RefSeq lists its product as uncharacterized. The transcript has 6 exons. Gene Ontology annotation, cellular component: endoplasmic reticulum. The record is from RefSeq and is a predicted model, not a curated record. NCBI's taxonomy places the organism in Eukaryota, Fungi, Basidiomycota, Agaricomycetes, Boletales, Serpulaceae. Bases 9 to 1436 code for a protein of 475 amino acids. Gene Ontology annotation, biological process: protein O-linked glycosylation via mannose. Gene Ontology annotation, molecular function: protein O-acetylglucosaminyltransferase activity.